CGAAGUACCUAAGUACAAGGUGGGCGGGGAGAUGUGUUGAUGGCCCGGGUGUUAGGUACCCGCAUAGGAAGGUCGUGGGCAGCAUAGGUACCUCAGGUACCGUACCUGAGGUGCACUACUGCACCAAAGUGGAAACCUAUUCCAUUUGCAUUAAGGACAUAAACCUUAUCCCGCUAUGAAUUACAUACCUGUAAUGAAUUGAAUUUAUGUAAUUUGGGUGUGGGCUUGGAUGUGGGCUGAACGCGUCGUAGCCAAUCAAAUCUUUCUUUCUUUCUUUACCAUACCCAAGACUUUGGGGAUUUCAAGAACCAAACAUCUCUCAGCCUCGCCUCGCCUCAACCUUCACCAUCUAUCGCUUUUUGAUCCAAUUACCUAAAUCCCAACAAUCAACAUGGCCGAUAAUAAGAUUCAGGAGCUUCUCACCAAACCACGCAAUGAACUGACGGAAUACGAGAUCUCGCUCCUUGAAGAGCACGAAUUCAGCGCCGGCCCCUUAUCGAUUCUGCAGACCGCUGUCCGAAGCCAUACCCAGGUUCUGAUCUCAUGUCGCAAUAACCGGAAGCUCCUAGCUCGCGUCAAAGCUUUUGACCGCCAUUGCAACAUGGUACUGGAGAAUGUCAAGGAGAUGUGGACCGAGAUACCGAAAUUAUCAAAUGGGAAGAAAGGCAGACCUCUUAACAAGGAUCGAUUUAUUAGCAAGAUGUUUUUGAGAGGCGAUUCAGUCAUCCUAGUCCUACUCAGCUAGAGAAUCAAGGAGGGGUUCAGUUAUACCAUCUCACUUGCAAACGCGGCGUGCCUUUACUAUGCGAUGCCUAAAAUAAUCAGACAGGAUGUGAAGACCGAGACAACAUACUAAUGCAGUAAAAUGUCUUGUGGGAGUGCUCAGUAUGGUAAAUACUGCUAGCAGC
Messenger RNA from Daldinia caldariorum, 908 nucleotides. Its product is annotated as small nuclear ribonucleoprotein Sm D2. The coding region runs from base 392 to 745 and encodes 117 amino acids. The transcript is spliced from 4 exons. Lineage: Eukaryota; Fungi; Ascomycota; Sordariomycetes; Xylariales; Hypoxylaceae. Gene Ontology annotation, cellular component: U2 snRNP; U1 snRNP; catalytic step 2 spliceosome. Gene Ontology annotation, molecular function: RNA binding. The record is from RefSeq and is a predicted model, not a curated record. Gene Ontology annotation, biological process: spliceosomal snRNP assembly; RNA splicing.